GGUUAGAACGUGCGUCCCCACUGUUUCCUUUUCUUUUUGCGGAAUCAGAGAUGAGCCGCCAUGAGUCUACGUAUAUGGACGUUAACCCGCGCGUCGGUUUUCGCCGUUUAUCGCGGCGCAGCAGCCGCCGCCGUUCGCUCGCGUCGUCACGUGACACGUCGUCUCCAAAGCGGUCCGGUUUCGAGGCUAAAGCAGGAAGAGCCGCCAUGAUGGUCUACGACCCUGAACAUUAAUCUAAAGGCUAUAGCAUACAAUUGAAAUAGGAGAGAAUAAGGAAAAAAUAUCAAAAUAAUGGAUUUAAAAAGACCUUCCGCUAAAGAUACCGAAGAUGAUUUGCUUAAAAUGCAGCAGGAAUUUUUGUCGACAAAAAGUAAACCUGCUGCUCAAAUUGUAAAUAAACGGAAAAGCAAAGAUGAAGAAUCUGUUCAUACUAACAAAAGUGAAUCAAAAAAAGUAAAAUGUGAAGAUUUAGAUGAUAUGCAAACUGAUCCUCAUCCAGUUAUGAUUGAAAAUCAUGAUAUGGAAGCAGUGGAAGUUCUAGCUGAUAUAAUGGAACAUGAUGUUAGCAAGUUAGUUGCAACACCACCAUCUUCUGUUUCUGUAUCUUUUCCUAAGACAUUCAUAUAUGAUAAAAAACUUAUCUGUGAAAGAAAAAAAAAGAAGAGUUUAUUUGCUAUGCAAAUGGACAGAGAUAAAUCUUCGUCAGUGAAAUCAAAAACCCAGAAAUUAAAAAAUAUUUCUAAUUUGUAUGAAGGAACUGUAAUGGAUGGUACAGGUUUGAGAAAUAAGGAUGAAGCAUUACAGAUUCAUCAAGAAAAUUUGGAAAAAUUAUCAAAUAUGUCUGAAGAAGAAAUUUUUGCACAACAACAGUAUCUUCUUAAAAAACUUGAUCCUAAUGUUGUGGAAUUUCUGAAAAACAGAAAGAAGCAAUUACAGAGUUCUGAAAUUAAAUUGGAAUGUAAAGGUAUAUGUAAUAUAUUUUUAAUAUUUUGUAUAAAAUUAUUGUAUAUACAUAAAAUAAUAUCCAAAAAGAAUCAAUAAAGUCAUUUAUAACAGUCAUUAAUAACUUCUAGACAAUUUUUAAAACAAUUAUUAUUAGUUAGGUUUCAUUUGUAGUAUUACUAUGAUGAAGGUAGUGCUGAAUGUUGAAUUUUGUACCAGAGUACUUGA
Centruroides sculpturatus (bark scorpion) is the source of this 1170-nucleotide messenger RNA. RefSeq names its product RNA polymerase II-associated protein 1-like. The record is from RefSeq and is a predicted model, not a curated record. Bases 292 to 1041 code for a protein of 249 amino acids. NCBI's taxonomy places the organism in Eukaryota, Metazoa, Arthropoda, Arachnida, Scorpiones, Buthidae. The transcript is spliced from 7 exons. Gene Ontology annotation, cellular component: nucleus. Gene Ontology annotation, biological process: transcription by RNA polymerase II.